ACUUGGCAAGAGUGCGCCUGUGCAAGUUUUCCCAGCUCUUCUCGAGUCGUUGGGGGCUUGCGUUUUUCGCUGUUACUGUUUGUCUCCCUUUGCGGAGCUUUACUCGCCCACCGUCAAGAUGCCGCGGAUCAUGAUAAAAGGGGGCGUGUGGCGGAAUACAGAGGAUGAAAUUCUUAAAGCAGCUGUAAUGAAAUAUGGCAAAAACCAGUGGUCUCGUAUUGCCUCUUUGUUGCACAGAAAAUCAGCAAAACAAUGCAAAGCCAGAUGGUAUGAAUGGCUGGACCCAAGUAUUAAGAAGACAGAAUGGUCACGAGAGGAAGAAGAGAAAUUGCUCCAUUUGGCCAAACUUAUGCCAACUCAGUGGAGAACUAUUGCACCAAUUAUUGGACGAACAGCUGCCCAGUGUUUGGAGCAUUAUGAAUUUUUAUUAGAUAAAGCUGCUCAAAGGGACAAUGAGGAAGAAACUGCUGAUGAUCCUAGAAAACUUAAACCUGGAGAAAUUGAUCCAAACCCAGAAACUAAGCCAGCGAGACCAGAUCCUAUUGAUAUGGAUGAGGAUGAACUUGAGAUGCUUUCAGAAGCUAGAGCUCGGUUGGCUAACACUCAGGGAAAGAAAGCCAAAAGGAAAGCAAGAGAGAAGCAGUUGGAAGAAGCCAGGCGGCUUGCUGCUCUACAAAAGAGGAGAGAACUCCGAGCUGCAGGAAUUGAGAUCCAGAAAAAAAGAAAAAAGAAAAGAGGAGUAGAUUACAAUGCUGAAAUCCCAUUUGAGAAGAAACCUGCUCCUGGUUUUUAUGAUACAUCAGAAGAAAACUAUCAGGCACUGGAUGCAGAUUUUAGGAAACUAAGACAACAAGAUUUGGAAGGGGAACUGAGAUCGGAAAAAGAAGGAAGAGAGCGAAAAAAAGAUAAGCAACAGCUGAAACGGAAAAAAGAAUCUGAUUUACCAUCAGCAAUUCUUCAGACUAGUGGUGUUUCAGAAUUCACUAAAAAAAGAAGUAAACUGGUGCUUCCAGCUCCUCAGAUUUCAGAUACAGAACUCGAGGAAGUAGUUAAAGUUGGUCAAGCAAGUGAAAUUGCUCGCCAAACAGCAGAAGAAUCUGGAAUUACAAAUUCUGCUUCCAGCACACUCUUAUCAGAAUACAAUGUAACCAACAACAGCAUUGCCCUUCGAACACCUAAAACACCUGCUGCACAGGACAGAAUCCUACAGGAAGCUCAGAAUUUAAUGGCACUUACAAAUGUUGAUACCCCCUUAAAAGGGGGUCUUAAUACACCCUUACAUGAAAGUGAUUUCUCUGGAAUAACACCUCAGAGACAAGUUGUUCAGACACCAAAUACCGUGCUUUCCACUCCCUUCAGGACUCCUAGUCAUGGAGCUGAAAGUCUGACUCCUCAUAGUGGAAUGACCCCCAAGCCAGUAAUAGGAGUGACACCAGGCAGAACUCCAUUGCGGGAUAAGCUAAAUAUUAAUCCUGAGGAGGGGAUGGCAGAUUAUAGUGAUCCAUCCUAUACAAAACAUAUGGAAAGAGAAUCCCGUGAAAAUUUGCGUCUAGGAUUGAUGGGUCUUCCUGCUCCAAAGAACGACUUUGAAAUUGUUCUACCAGAAAAUGCAGAGAAGGAGCUUGAGGAUCAUAAUGCAGAUGAUACAUAUAUAGAAGAUGCAGCUGAUGCAGAUGCUCGCAAACAGACCAUUCGGGAAAUGGAGCGUCUAAAGGCUUUAAAGCGAAUGCACAAAGCUAUUCAGAAAGAUCUACCAAGACCUUCUGAAGUAAAUGAAACAAUUCUGAGACCUUUAAAUGUAGAGCCACCUCUAACCGAUUUACAGAAGAGUGAAGAACUGAUUAAGAAAGAGAUGAUCACUAUGCUUCACUUUGAUCUUGUGCAUCAUCCUUAUGGGGAGGUUCCCGGCAGCAAGAAGACGAAAGUUCCAGGACUGGGAAGCAGUAGCACAGAACAUAUAGCAUAUCUUGAACACAAUCCGUAUGAAAAGUUUUCAAAAGAAGAGCUGAAGAAGGCUGAAGACUUUCUGUCCCAGGAGAUGGAAGUUGUGAAGCAAGGAAUGAGCCAUGGAGAGCUUUCAAGUGAAGCUUAUAAUCAGGUGUGGGAAGAAUGUUACAGCCAGGUACUGUUCCUUCCUGGGCAGAGUCGCUACACACGAGCCAAUUUGGCCAGUAAAAAGGACAGGAUUGAGUCACUUGAAAAGAGAUUAGAGAUUAAUCGAGGUCACAUGACUACUGAAGCUAAGAGAGCUGCCAAGAUGGAAAAAAAGCUGAAGAUAUUGCUUGGUGGUUAUCAGUCUCGAGCCAUGGGACUCAUAAAGCAAUUAAAUGACUUGUGGGAUCAAAUUGAACAAGCUCAUCUUGAACUGUGCACAUUUGAAGAAUUAAAGAAGCAUGAAGAUGCAGCUAUCCCAAGGCGACUGGAGUGCCUAAAAGAAGAUGUUCAACGGCAACAGGAAAGAGAAAAAGAACUUCAGCAGAGAUUUGCAGAAUUCAUGCUGGAUAAGGAAACAUUUCAGUCAAAAUAUUAAGCCUCCUAUUUUGCUUUUACUGUGACACCAUUGUUUGUAACAUUUUUCAGAUGCAGCUGACAAAUUAUGAUACAUCUCUCCCAUUAAAAUUAAGCACAAGCAAAUGUGCUAGUAAAUUUAUAUUGCAUUUUAAGAAGAUGCUUUGUACCACAUGGUCAUGUACCUUUUCGUUUGGAAGAAAGAAGCAGAAAUGCAUAUAUCCUGAUCUAUCAAGCAUAAUUUGCAUGCUGUAAAAAUGCUAUACAGGGUAAACAUUCCACACCCACCUUUUAAUUCAUCACACAAUUAUUUUGUUCAAGUUAUUGUUUCCUUGUCCUUUUAGAAUUUCACUUGACAUCAAGGAAAAGUAUACAUUUAAAACAGUCUUUUGUGCUACUAAUUACUGUGAAUCUGGAAUGUAAAGCAGUGCAUUAAAGUGUAUUUGUGACUAACGACUUGAAAUUUGUUUGCAAAUUAAAUUUUUAAAUUUCAGUUUAAAUUGAAACUAGGUAACAGCAUUUAUUAUGACCAUUCAUAUAAUGUUCAUAUUAUUACGGAGUUUAUGCAUUUUCAUGUUUCAUUUUGUGGAUAUUUUGUUGAUCAUAAAAUAAAAAAUUACAAGUUCAUGAAA
Messenger RNA from Thamnophis sirtalis, 3140 nucleotides. It is a transcript of the gene CDC5L, whose product is annotated as cell division cycle 5 like. The record is from RefSeq and is a predicted model, not a curated record. Gene Ontology annotation, molecular function: DNA-binding transcription factor activity, RNA polymerase II-specific; RNA polymerase II transcription regulatory region sequence-specific DNA binding. Gene Ontology annotation, cellular component: spliceosomal complex; Prp19 complex. Gene Ontology annotation, biological process: regulation of transcription by RNA polymerase II; mRNA splicing, via spliceosome. NCBI's taxonomy places the organism in Eukaryota, Metazoa, Chordata, Lepidosauria, Squamata, Natricidae.